Otolemur garnettii (small-eared galago) is the source of this 2509-nucleotide messenger RNA. RefSeq names its product transmembrane and coiled-coil domains 4 (gene TMCO4). The transcript is spliced from 13 exons. The record is from RefSeq and is a predicted model, not a curated record. Bases 4 to 1770 code for a protein of 588 amino acids. Lineage: Eukaryota; Metazoa; Chordata; Mammalia; Primates; Galagidae.
GGAAUGGCCACGUGGGACAGGCCAAGCCGGAGGCUGGCUCAGAUGUCUCAGGUGCCAGCUUCAGAGGGGGAGCCACACCUGCCCACAGGCCGGGAGCUGGCUGAGGCCAACCGCUUUGCCUAUGCCGCCCUCUGUGGCGUCUCCCUGUCCCAGCUAUUUCCGGAGCCUGAGCAAAGCUCCUUCUGCACAGAGUUUGUGACGGGCCUGGUGAAGUGGCUGCAGUUGUCUGAAGCCGUCUUGCCAACCAUGACUGCUUUUGCCAGUGGCCUGGGAGGAGAAGGAGCAGACGUGUUUGCUCAGAUUUUGUUGAAGGACCCCAUUUUGAAGGAUGACCCAUCAGUGAUCACUCAGGACCUUCUGAGCUUCUCACUCAAGAAUGGGCGCUAUGAUGCCCGGGCCAGAGUCCUCAUAUGCCACAUGACCUCCCUGCUCCAAGUGCCUUUGGAAGAGCUGGAUUUCCUUGAAGAGACAUUCGUUGAGAGCCUGAAGGAAACCAAAGAGGAGGAAUCUGAAAUGGCUGAGGCAUCCCGGAAGAAGAAAGAAAACAGGAGGAAAUGGAAGCGCUAUCUCCUGAUAGGCCUGGCGACUGUCGGAGGCGGAACAGUGAUCGGUGUGACUGGGGGCCUUGCUGCCCCCCUUGUUGCUGCUGGAGCUGCAACAAUCAUUGGCAGUGCUGGGGCGGCAGCCCUUGGCUCAACAGCCGGCAUAGCUGUCAUGACCUCACUGUUCAGUGCAGCUGGAGCUGGCCUGACAGGAUACAAGAUGAAGAAGCGUGUGGGAGCCAUCGAAGAAUUUGAGUUCCUGCCGCUGACGGAGGGCAGGCAGCUGCACAUCACUGUCGCCAUCACGGGGUGGCUCGCGUCGGGGAAAUACCGCACCUUCAGCGCCCCAUGGGUUGCUCUGGCCCGUAGCCGUGAACAGUACUGCCUGGCCUGGGAGGCCAAGUACCUGAUGGAGCUCGGCAACGCCCUGGAGACCAUCCUCAGUGGUCUUGCCAACAUGGUAGCACAGGAGGCCUUAAAGUACACAGCAUUGUCUGGCCUUGUGGCUGCCCUGACCUGGCCAGCCUCACUCCUUGCUGUCGCCAACGUCAUUGACAACCCCUGGGGUGUAUGUCUCCAUCGAUCAGCAGAGGUUGGCAAGCACCUGGCCCACAUCCUGCUCUCCCGGCAGCAGGGCCAGCGACCUGUCACCCUGAUUGGCUUCAGCCUGGGAGCCAGAGUCAUCUACUUCUGUCUGCAAGAGAUGGCUCAGGAGAAAGAUUGCCAAGGGAUCAUCGAGGACGUCGUCCUGCUGGGUGCACCCGUGGAAGGAGAUGCCAAGCACUGGGAGUCUUUCCAGAAGGUGGUGUCCGGGAGGAUCAUCAAUGGCUACUGCAGGGGAGACUGGCUGCUGAGCUUCGUGUACCGUACGUCCUCCGUGCAGCUCCAUGUCGCCGGCCUGCAGCCCGUGCUGCUACAGGACAGGAGGGUGGAGAACGUGGACCUGUCCUCAGUGGCAGCAGCCGCCCCCUCAUCAGAUGAGACCACCCCCCAGCCUGAUCCAACCCAGGGCCCCACACCUGGAGAUACCUCCAAAGUGGCCAUGGCCACUGACUCCAGCAAGACUCAGGUGCCAGCAGGGCCAGACCAACCUGAAGGGGCCUCCCUUCCCACUGCCACCAACUCCGCUGAGAGCCCCUGUGUCUGCAGCCACGGCAUGGACCCCAACCCGCUGGGCUGCCCUGACUGUGCCCACAAGACCCAGGGGCCCUGCCCAGGGCUGGACUGACUCCAGUGGGGUUCCUGCACCGUCCUCCCAGAUGGCGGUGUGCAGCUCUCUCUUCCAUACUCAGGGUCCUCACAGGAGCUCUGAAAAUGUCUGUGGAUUUCUACAAAUGUCUCUCCUAAGUUGAAGGAAUUGGAAUUGAAAGGAAAAGGAAGGGGAAUUGGGGGGAGAAAACACUCCCCGAGGGAGCGAGGUCACCAAGACCUGCAGAGCUCACCAAGUGUAGUUUAGAGCCCGGGGUCUCCAAACCCACUGUGGGCUUCCUGAAUUUCCUGUCACAGCUGCAGGGGCUGAAAGUUCGUCAGAAGGUCCAGAGAACUGUCUGGAGCCUGAGGCUCCCCUGCUGCCUCUCCCCUGGCCUCAGCAAAGCUUGGUGUAUGCCUUCCUUCAGUCCACUCCCCAGGGCUCCCUACCAGCCCACAGACACCAUCAACUGGUACAGGUGCCAAGGGGACAACUUAUUCCUUCUGCUCUUAGGAGAUCCGAACAGGUCUUCCCCAGACGGGGAUGCAGGCUGUGCACUGCACAACUCCAGGGCAUCAGUCAUGUAGACACAUGGGCAUGGCAUCCCGCUUGUGCAAUAUGGUGGCCCUGGCUACGACUGUCACAGAGUAUGGCGACUAAAUGCUGAAUCAGCACUCUGCAUGGCUGGGAACUGGGCCUGCUGACGAACAAGAAUUACCCAGGGAAAGGAUUUCUUGUAGCAGAAACGGGCGAUAACAAUAAAUUAUAAUAAUGGUGA